AUGGAAAAUAAUUCCGAUUCUUUCGAAGAACAAAAAGUACUGGGUGAUACUAAUAAUCAAGUAAUAAAAAGCAGAAAAAAUUCAUUGAGACUCAAAUUGGUUCGUGUGUUUAGUUCUUCAGCUCUAAAGAGUCCAAAAAAUCCGUUAAGUGUCACGAGUUCACAGUCUUCGACUCCUAGUUGCGAUAGUCCACGUAUAAAAGCGAGAUUUUCGUGGCAUUUGCCUUUGUGUAAAGAGUAUCCUACGUUACGUGCACUAAAAAAUGUUACCUCCCCGGAUUCAACAAUAAGUAGUAAUUCUACAAAUUCGCCAACUAGUUCGUCCUCGCCUCAUUCAGCAUGGUAUAUCAGCGAAAGGUAAGUUUCUAUAUAAAUUUACGGAUGUAAAUAAUACUAAACACAAUCGAACUAAUUUAAAUCUUGAUAUUAAAUAUAGAUCCUCAGCGUGA
Messenger RNA from Heterotrigona itama, 448 nucleotides. The record is from the annotation of a GenBank genome assembly. NCBI's taxonomy places the organism in Eukaryota, Metazoa, Arthropoda, Insecta, Hymenoptera, Apidae.